Bursaphelenchus xylophilus (pine wood nematode) is the source of this 1537-nucleotide messenger RNA. The record is from the annotation of a GenBank genome assembly. Lineage: Eukaryota; Metazoa; Nematoda; Chromadorea; Rhabditida; Aphelenchoididae.
AUGAGUGUUCGGCUAUUUACGGCACAGCAAGCUGCCGUCGCUCUGCGCCCUUUCUACUUUCUUGUCCAUCCCGACCGUUUUGCGCAUUCUCCCGAAGUCCAGAAAAAAAACGAAAAAAGUUUACAAGUAAGAAAAGGAUUUUUUGGUGAUAGAUUACUUGAAAUUUUAUAAUUAUAAUACUAAAGAUAUUCAAUGGGUAUCUCAACGAAUUAUUCCCACAACCCCGUGAACAGCGACCAGUGCAGGUCCGUUUUUCCAUCAUGAAAAAUGAUAAACUCAGAGAUGUCGCCUUUGAAUUAUCAGGCAAUGAUCCCGUCUCUAUUGUUAAGUAAGCAUGUUAGUAGCCUCGUUUUUACUUUUAGAAAUGCUUUAGAGAAAUGCGAGUUGAGUACUGAAAACCUUCCAAAGGUUUCUGUUCAGCCACGCCCUUAUUCAUCCCCAUUUAAUGCCGAAGAUUUAUGGAAUAAUUUACAACAAAGGGAAAUAAAGAGACGGAAACGACAUCAGAAAUCUCUGCUGCAACAUAUAAUACAAAAAAGAGCAGAAGCAGUCGAGAAAACUGUUAAUUAUCAGAAAACCAAAGAGUUUAUCCAGGAUGAAGUCUCUUAUGUCCAACAAAAAACAGGCCUGAAGGAGGUUGGUCUUUAAUAGUAUGACUUUUCUAUGUCUUCAGAUAAUCUGGUCAAUGAAUUGGGAUCAGUCAUAUAUGAGGAGAUGUCUGAUCAACGUUCUUCACAUGCUAAAACAUUCAUCCAAUAAGGAAAGGGUUGUCUUGGCGUUACACAAUCAUACCUUAAUGUAGGUUAACGCUGGCAUAUUUACGAAUUCAAUUGUAGAUUUGGCCGAGGAUCAUUUAUUUGUUGUGAUGGCUCCAUUCAAUUCGGAGCAGAUGAUGUUCCCGAGGCCUGGCUGGAUGUUUGUAUUGAAUCUACAGUAAGAAGAUUCGAGGUUAGAAACCUCGUACGCCUUCUCGAUCGGGUUAAAGAACUUUUGGGUGGUGCCGAAGUCAUCUAUGACCCUCGGGGGAACCUUCUUCAGACCACUCAUCAACUCCAAUCCCUCAUCGUCAGGAUUUCAUCCAGAUCUAAAGCUGAGAUGAAUGAAUUGGCUGAAGUUGCGCGGAAUCUCCAAGUUGAGAUAUGCAAUUCUUACAGUGAGAUCAACAUCAGAACAGACGGUCGGCUUCAGAUUCCCUCAAUUGUUGACGGAAAACUCCUACUGAAUUUUAUUAAGGAUAACAAAGAAGAGAUCUUAAGGCGGAGAAAAAAUUUCAGGGAUCUUGAAGUAAGUGACGAAUACGUAAUCAAACCUAUUUUAGAACGAAAUAGAUAACGCCAAACGUCGAUGUAUAAUAGCCUUAGGGUUGGACGACUUGUCGUUUGAUGCGGGUAUUCCGGAACAGCGACUCUUGAGCGCCGUAGAACAGCUCCGGACAAUGGAAGACGUCGAACAAUUCAAGGGUCUUCACUUGCAUAUAUCACACAGCCCUAAUGUCUUUGUAAUGACAAAUGGGGCCAUUUCAGUGCCUUUGACUUGA